Molecule: messenger RNA, 615 nt
Organism: Rosa rugosa (rugosa rose)
Lineage: Eukaryota; Viridiplantae; Streptophyta; Magnoliopsida; Rosales; Rosaceae
Exons: 1
Coding region: 1-615 (204 amino acids)
Source: RefSeq, a predicted model, not a curated record
AUGACUUCUGUUGAUGCCAUGGCCGCUCGGCUAGCUUCUUCUCUAGCCAUUGCUGAGGGGAGGAAGCAGGUCGACCUGCGACAGACACAGGGGAAGGGUCUGCGGCAGGCAGACGUGUUUUUGGUGGGAAAGAUGCUCACUGCUCGAGAAUAUAAGACUCGAUCUUUUCUGGGGAUGUUUCGAAACGCAUGGAGGGUACAUGGAUCUUUGCGUGUGGAGGAAGCGGAGGGGCAGAGGGUUCUCGUCACUUUGUCUGAUGCUACAGAUUGGGAUUGGAUCUGGAAGGGAGGUCCAUGGGGUUAUAAUCACGCUCCAAUUGCCCUAGCUUACUACGAUGAUGUGGCUGACAUUGAAUCGGUCUCCUUCACCACGUCGUCGUACUGGAUCACUUUUCAAGGCAUCCCCCCUGCGUUCCGUUCCAAGAGGGUGAUGACCAUGAUCGACUUUACUCUUGGUGAUUUUAAGGAAAUUGACAAACAGGCCAAGAAGGUUGGAAAGCUUCGAAUCAGGGUGGAGAUUCCGUUUAACCGGCCACUGUCCUUCCAACGAUGGUAUUGGGUGGAGGAUGAAGUAGAGUUUCUCUGCAAGUUUAAGUUUGACAAACUCUUUGGUUGA